Messenger RNA from Echinops telfairi (small Madagascar hedgehog), 2963 nucleotides. It is a transcript of the gene COG1, whose product is annotated as component of oligomeric golgi complex 1. The record is from RefSeq and is a predicted model, not a curated record. Gene Ontology annotation, cellular component: COG complex; Golgi apparatus. The transcript is spliced from 14 exons. Gene Ontology annotation, biological process: intra-Golgi vesicle-mediated transport. The coding region runs from base 1 to 2922 and encodes 973 amino acids. NCBI's taxonomy places the organism in Eukaryota, Metazoa, Chordata, Mammalia, Afrosoricida, Tenrecidae.
AUGGCGGCCACGACGGCCUCCUCGGCGAUGAAGCGGCUGGACCUGCGCGACCCCGCGGCGCUCUUCGAGACGCACGGGGCGGAGGAGAUCCGCGGCCUGGAGCGCCAGGUGCGGGCGGAGAUCGAGCACAAGAAGGAGGAGCUGCGGCAGAUGGUGGGCGAGCGGUACCGCGACCUGAUCGAGGCGGCCGACACCAUCGGCCAGAUGCGCCGCUGCGCCGACGGGCUGGUGGACGCCGUGCGGGCCACCGACCGAUACUGCGCCCGCCUCCGCCAGGCCGCCCCCGCCGCGUCCCGGCCGCCGCCCUCCCAGGCCCCGCCGCCGUCCCAGCUGAGGUUCUACAGCACUGCGGCCCAGAUCAAGCUGCUGCUGGCCAUCCCCGAGCAGAUGUGGAGCGCCACGGAGGCCUCCCAGUACCUGCCUGCCACGCGCCUCUACCUGCUCUGCUGCCACCUCCACCGACUGCUCCGCCUGGGCUCCUCCAACCCCUUGGGCAGCCCUGUCCUCUCCCGCUUCCCUAUACUGAUCCGCCAGGUGGCCGCGGCCAGCCACUUCCGGUCAACCAUCCUGCAGGAAAGCAGGCAGCUGCUCAAAUGCCCGGCAGUGUCUGACCAAGCCGUGGCCGAGGCCCUGUGCUCCAUAGCGCUCCUGGAGGAGAGCUCCCCGCGCCAAGCCCUGGCCGACUUCCUGCUCGCCAGAAAGGCCGCCAUCCAGAAGCCCCUCAGCCAGCCGCAGCAGGGUGCCAGCACCAAGGCCCAGGUCUGCGCCCUGGUGGAGCUGCUGGCCACCACUCUGAGCCAGGCGCACGCCCUGUUCUACACGCUGCCAGAGGGCCAGCGGCCGGACCCCGCGCUGCCCUGCGGCUUGCUCUUCUCCACCCUGGAGACCAUCACAGGCCCACAUUCCGCCGGGAAGGGCCUUGGGGUCCUGCAGCAGGAGGGGAAGCUCGGCAGCUGGUUCAAACACCUGCCAGCCUCCAUCGUGGAGUUCCAGCCUGAGCUGCGCACCCUCGCCCACCCCAUCAGCCAGGACCACCUGAAGGACACGCUGCAGAAAUGGAUCCACGUGUGUAAGGAAGACAUGAAGAGGGGGCUCACUCACCUGCUGCUGUAUGUGAAGAGCGUGCGGAGCCUGGCUGGGAUCCGUGACGCCGUGUGGGCCCUGCUCACCAGCGAGGCCACCGACCACAGCUGGAACGUGGUCUGCCGGCGGCUACUGGACAGGCCACUGCUGCUCUGGGAGGACCUGAUGCAGCAGCUGUUCCUGGAGCGGCUCCAGUCCCUGAUGAGAGAAGGCUUCGAGGGCAUCUCGAGCAGCUGCAGCGAGCUCCUGGGCUCGGCGCUGCGGGGGCUUGAGCCUGGCGCCAACAGCUCCCCACCCAGCAAGCACGCGCACUCCGAGCACAACAUGGCGCUCUUCCUCUGGGCCGAGAGCCCCAGUGACCUGCCCCCCGACGCCGCCUGGGUCAACGUGGCCAACCGCACCCAGUUUGCCACCAGCGGCCUGGCCAUGAAGGCGCAUGCCGUGACACCUUGUGUGCAGAGCUUCUGCUCUGCCCUGGAUGCCAAACUGCAGGCCCAGCUGGACGAUAUCAUGGCCUACCUGCCCCCCGAGGAUGCACCCCCGCCCCCCAAGAACUCAGCCUUCAACCGGUUCGCGGAUGCGGAGGCUGUGCAGGCAAUGCUGCAGGCGCACGCCGUGGGCUGCGUCAGGCACAUUGAGGGCUGCGUCAGCACUGAGCUGCGGGGCGUCGAGGAGGCCAUGCAGGGGCCCGAGGCCCUGCCCGGCGCCCGGCUGCACGCAGUGCUCUUCAUGGCCAGGCUCUGCCAGUCCCUGGGGGUGCUGUGUCCCCACCUGAAGCAGUGCAUCCUGGGAAAGGCAGGGGGCUCUUCGGACAAGCCAGCCAGGGAGGUGAGGGCGCUGAAGAAGCAGGGGCAGGGCAAGGCUCCGGAAGUACGGCCUCUGCAGAGCAAGUGGCAGGAUGUCCAGGGGGGCCUGCUCCAGCAGAGUGUGCUGGCCUUCCGGGUCUGGAGCUCGGCCAUCGUGAAGGUUCUGGUGCGUGGGUUCGACCGGGCACUGCAGUUGGGCGAUGCCGGCGCCGUCCUGGCCUCAGCCACCAGCUGGGAGGAGCUGGAGAUCCAGGAGGAGACCGAGGCGGGCGGUAGCGUCACCUCCAGGAUCCGGCUGCCCGUGCAGCCCUCCUGGUACGUGCAGUCCUUGCUGUUCAGCUUGUGCCAGGAAAUUAACCAGGUGGGCGGCCACGCCCUGCCAAAGGUGACAUUGCAGGAGAUGCUGAAAAGCUGCCUGGCUGAAGUCGUGGCUGCCUACGGGAAGCUCUCUGAAGACAGACAGAAUCAGAAAGAAGGCACGUUUCCCAUAACCCAGAACCAGGCGCUGCAACUCCUCUUCGACCUGCGCUACCUCAUCAUGGUCCUGACGGCCAAGAGUGACGAGGGGAAGAGUGGCCGAGGCAAGCUGGACCCCAGGACGGAGAACGUGGUGGACCACCUGGAGGGGCUCGUGGACCCCUUCGACCUGGACGUCUUCACACCGCACCUCAACAGCAACCUCAGCCGCCUGGUGCAGCGCACGGCUGUGCUCUUUGGACUGCUCGCUGGCACUGAGAAUCAGGGCACCCCAAGGAGCAGCACCUUCAACUCACAAGAGCCCCACAACAUCCUGCCCCUGGCCACCAGUCAGAUCAGGUUUGGACUCCUGCCCCUGAGCAUGACCAGCACUCGGAAGGCCAAGUUCUCCAGCAGGAACACCCCAAAAGCCCCGGCUGCCCUCCCGGCUGUCCCCCGGGCAGAUGACCCAACGCUUCCCGGCACCUUCUUCAGACAGCUGGUCAGUGAGGAGGAGGACACGUCCCCGUCGUCCUCGCUGUUCAAACUGGGGUGGCUCUCGAACAUGACCAAGUAGCACGGCAGCCCCGCCCCUCAAUAAACACUGCCACCUCGUCA